AUGCCCACUCUGUCGAAAUCCCUUCGUGGCCAACCAAAGGCCGCCAUACUGGCGAAGCGCGACAAGUUCGUGGAUGAUCUGGAUGAUAUCUAUAACAAACUUCUGGAUACACCUGAUGAGUAUAUUGAUCCGGAGUCGUAUGAGAACUUCAAGAUUUCCUGUAAUCAUCUGUACCUCUACCGCGGUGAUGAUGGUCGUGAGCAGGCAAAUUUCGAAAGAUACUUUUCUCCCAUGUCCGUCAACGAGCUUCAGUCUUAUCCCAUCAACGAGGACGACAAAGACACGAUGGAAGACUUGCAACUUGAGCAGACGCUCUGGAAGGAGCACAGAAGUCUCGAUGACAGACGCCUGGAUGACGCUCGGAAAUUGUGCCGCAUAGUUUGCAGGCGCUUUCGUUUUUCUCGAAAAUUCAAUGACAACGAGACAUGCCUGCUUUGGAUGCGUACUGGUUGGAUACCAAGUGAUUUCUCGAAAUGUAUUUUGCAUGAAAUUUUCGAAGACGAACUUUUCCACUCGCUUAAAUGGCAUCCUAAUGAUGCCUGGCGGGCUCGCUUUGCGCUUUCCAAGCCCCAUGUGAUGUUCACUUUGAUACAUGAGUAUCCUAGCGAUGACAACAAACUCCUGCGUGGAGAGGUGCUUGCUAUCCUAGCAACGAUCCUUACAAGGCUCACCAGCAAUGAAUAUCAGGACCAUACCGUCAUUCCGGUCCAAGUUCUGUCGUUCAUGGGAGAUAAACAAGCCCAGCUGCUCCAGGCAUACUUUGGCGACAAAGGCCUUAUUAUUUACAAAAGCCAUCUCCUCUCUUUCCAGGAUCCGGAGGCUGCUGAGAAGUCAAUGGAGUUUCUGCUGCAAUUCAUGGCGGGUAAACUGGUGGGAAGCACAGCCGUCACUAACUUUUACUUCUAA
Aspergillus lentulus is the source of this 906-nucleotide messenger RNA. The record is from RefSeq and is a predicted model, not a curated record. NCBI's taxonomy places the organism in Eukaryota, Fungi, Ascomycota, Eurotiomycetes, Eurotiales, Aspergillaceae.